AACUUCCAAUCUCGGAUCACAGGCCAUCGUAAUUUUUCUCUACCGCCGAGAGAGAGGAGCAGUUCGUCUCGUCACGACAUCGCAGAGAGAGAGAGAAGAGAGAGAGAAUGUCGGGUAUGGUGGGUGAUCCGAGCUCGUGGGCUGCGGCGUUGGUGAAGAUCUCGCCUUACACUUUUUCCGCCAUCGGAAUCGCCAUCUCGAUCGGUGUCUCCGUCCUUGGCGCCGCAUGGGGAAUUUACAUUACGGGAAGUAGUUUGAUCGGUGCGGCUAUCGAGGCUCCUCGUAUCACUUCGAAGAAUCUCAUCAGCGUAAUCUUUUGCGAAGCCGUGGCUAUAUAUGGUGUUAUUGUAGCAAUCAUUCUGCAAACGAAGCUGGAGAGUGUCCCAUCAUCAAGGAUGUAUGAUGCAGAGUCUCUUAGAGCCGGAUAUGCAAUCUUUGCUUCUGGGAUUAUAGUUGGAUUUGGAAACCUUGUUUGUGGAUUAUGCGUAGGAAUCAUCGGAAGCAGCUGUGCGUUAUCUGAUGCCCAGAACUCGUCCCUUUUCGUGAAGAUCCUUGUGAUCGAGAUCUUCGGGAGUGCUCUCGGGUUGUUUGGAGUUAUUGUGGGGAUUAUUAUGUCAGCACAAGCGACUUGGCCUGCAAAAGCAUGAGGGAUAAUGGACAUACUGGGAAGAUGCUUGAUGAAACAUCUGCAUCAUGUUUACCUUUCCCUGUUAUAUAAGAAACCAUGUGUGGGAAAGAAACCAUGUUGAAUCCCUAAUUUUUGUAUUGUUUUAAAGUCCUUAAUAAGUCCCAUUGGAGAAUGUCUUUGUCUU
This is a messenger RNA of Tarenaya hassleriana, 812 nucleotides long. Its product is annotated as V-type proton ATPase subunit c''2. Bases 108 to 647 code for a protein of 179 amino acids. The record is from RefSeq and is a predicted model, not a curated record. Gene Ontology annotation, molecular function: proton-transporting ATPase activity, rotational mechanism. The transcript is spliced from 4 exons. Gene Ontology annotation, biological process: proton transmembrane transport. NCBI's taxonomy places the organism in Eukaryota, Viridiplantae, Streptophyta, Magnoliopsida, Brassicales, Cleomaceae. Gene Ontology annotation, cellular component: proton-transporting V-type ATPase, V0 domain.